This is a messenger RNA of Pseudozyma hubeiensis SY62, 765 nucleotides long. RefSeq lists its product as hypothetical. Gene Ontology annotation, biological process: hypoxanthine metabolic process; IMP salvage; GMP salvage. Gene Ontology annotation, molecular function: hypoxanthine phosphoribosyltransferase activity. Lineage: Eukaryota; Fungi; Basidiomycota; Ustilaginomycetes; Ustilaginales; Ustilaginaceae. The record is from RefSeq and is a predicted model, not a curated record. Bases 1 to 765 code for a protein of 254 amino acids. The transcript has a single exon. Gene Ontology annotation, cellular component: cytoplasm.
AUGUCUCACGAGCAACUCCCGGACGACCACUUCCGCCCCACGUACGAGGAUAUCCAUGUCCAGAUCGGCGAGUCGGCGCGCAGGAUCAAGACCGAGUUCGACCCUGAUCUCAUGGUCGCCAUCGGCGGUGGUGGAUUCUACCCUGCUCGUGUAUUGCGAACGUUCCUCAAGAAGCCUUCUGCGCUCGACCCUAGCAAGCUGCGCAACAUCCCUAUCCAGGCCAUCGGCUUGAGCUUGUACGAGGAGGUUUCAGGCACCGCGGAAGGACAGAUUGGCAACGAGGUGGUCCGCACACAAUGGCUUGAUGCCAAGACCGUCAGCGGCCACAAGGGUCCCGGAAAGAUCGAAGAGGGCAAGGAUGCCGGCGGUUUGCUUGGCAAGAACGUGCUCAUCGUCGACGAGGUGGACGACUCGAGGACCACGCUGCAGUAUGCCUACUCGGAACUUCUCAAGGAUGUCAAGAACGCCAUUGCCAACCUCUCUCCGGAGGAACGUUCCAACCUUGCGCCCACCCGUUUCGCCAUCUUUGUCGUGCACAACAAGGAAAAGGCUGGAGGUAAGCGUGGUCACCUGCCCAUCCUUCCCAAAGACCUCUCCAAGGGCGAGGACAAGAUCGUCGAUGGCCUCAGCGAAGGCGUACGAUACUAUUCGACGCAGGACAUUGGAGACGUAUGGAUCUGCUACCCAUGGGAGGAGGAGGACAUCCUCGAGCACAACCGCUUGGCAGCUCUGGCCAAGAAGCUCGGCGUGAACCAGCCCAAUUAG